CCGCCUGGGACGGGGCUGCGGCCACCCCCCCCCCGCCCCGUUCUCUUCCCCCCUCCCGGUACCGGCCCGUCAUGGCGGGGGCGCGGGGGGCCCGGACGGGCGGCGGGCGCUGCUGGGCGCUGCCCACGGCGCUGCUCUGCGCCUACGGCUUCUUCUGCAGCGUGCGGCCCUCCGAACCCUUCCUCACCCGCUACCUGCUGGGGCCGCACAAGAACCUCACCCAGAGCCAGGUGUUCAACGAGAUUUACCCGGUGUGGACCUAUUCCUACCUGGUGCUGCUGUUCCCGGUAUUCCUGGCCACUGAUUACCUCCGAUACAAGCCCGUGGUGCUGCUGCAGGGCCUGAGCCUCAUCGUGACGUGGUUCAUGCUGCUGUACGCCCAGGGGCUGCUAGCCAUCCAGUUCCUCGAGUUCUUCUAUGGUGUGGGCACUGCCACAGACAUUGCCUACUACUCCUACAUCUACAGCGUCGUUGACUUGAACUGGUACCAGAAAGUCACUAGUUAUUGCCGGAGUGCCACUCUGGUGGGCUACACUGUGGGCUCGGUCUCCGGGCAGGUCCUUGUGUCGGUGGCAGGCUGGUCCCUCUUCAGCUUAAAUGUUAUCUCCCUAACCUCUGUGUCCAUUGCCUUUGGUAUGGCCUGGUUUCUGCCGAUGCCCCAGAAAAGUCUUUUCUUUCACCAUGUCUCAAGUCAGCAGAUUAGUAGGGAAAUGAAAGUCAUAGACUGUAAAAAUGGAUCUGCUGUCCAAGAUCAUCCUGACAUGCAGAGGAUGCCUGGUUGGGAGGAUGAGACAAAAGUUCCCUUAAAUGAGGAAGAGCUACCAUCACAGAAGCAGGAGCAGAAAGUAGACAUUUUAAAAGUGCUCAGUGACCUCUGGCAGGACUUUCUGCAGUGCUAUUCCUCCCGAACCAUGCUCUGCUGGUCCGUGUGGUGGGCACUAUCAACCUGCGGCUACUUCCAGGUCAUCAACUAUGCUCAGGGCCUGUGGGAGAUGGUGCUGCCUUCCCACAACUCAGAGCUCUACAAUGGUGGUGUGGAGGCGGUCUCAACGCUGCUAGGAGCUGUUUCAGUGGUUGUUGUGGGUCAUAUAAAAACAUCCUGGGCGACAUGGGGUGAAGUGGCACUUGCUCUGUUCUCCUUUCUUAUUGCUGCUGCUGUAUAUAUCAUGGACACUGUUCAUAACAUCUGGGUGUGCUAUGCAUCGUAUGUUGUCUUCAGAAUUAUCUACAUGCUGCUGAUCACAAUAGCAACGUUCCAGAUUGCUACAAAUCUCAGUGUGGAGCGGUAUGCCCUGGUAUUUGGAGUCAAUACUUUCAUUGCGUUAGCACUUCAGACUCUGCUCACCUUGAUUGUUGUGGAUGCUAGUGGGCUUGGGUUAGACAUCUUCACCCAGUUCAUGAUUUAUGCCUCUUACUUUGCGGCCAUCUCUCUGCUGUUCUUGGGGAGUGGUAUCUACAGUAUCAUAAGGACUUACAGAAGACAAGAACAGGUUCAAAGCAGAUCUCCUGAAAGCCAUUAGUGCACCAAGUAAAGACUCACAGCAAGAAUGUAUGAAGUGAUAGGUUUGUUUUAAUCUCUGCCUUUACUUCCCAAGGCGGUCACCUUAACUGUAUUUGAUCUAUAUUUAUACUAUAUUAGUAUCACAUUUUAGAAUGUAUAUGUAUGUAUAUGUUCUUACGUAAGUAAGAACAAAUAUCAUUUUUCUAAAACUUCUUUUGUUCUUCUGUUGCCUGUAUGGGAAGUGCAGCAGAGAACUUUAAACCAUUUCAAAAAGCAAAAGCCUUGGGAAGUUUUCGUUUAAGCUUGGAGAUGCCAUCAGAAAGGCACUUCACCAUUAUCUGGUCAGCUGCUGCUGUUCUUUCUGUUACUGAGAUGCUGCUGCAGGGUCGAAGCAAGGGUGCACUCGUAGGCCUCUCUGCAGAGAGCCCCAGGCCUGGGAUAGGGAUGGCCUUAAGUCCGUGCUGUGCAGUGUGGCUUUUGUUGUGCCUGCCCUGUGCUGGUGGAUGCACUUUUUUGAGGGUUAAUACACUUUUGAGACAUACAUUUAAUGUCUUUGCAUAUGCACAUACAUCCUUUAAUUGCUUGUACUAUUUCUACUGUUCCUGCCUGCCAUUCCUACAGCCAGAGUUUUACUAUAGUUGAUCGUGGUACUUUCUCCUGAAAACUUAACUUGGGGUGAAUUGUGAUGCUGGUGAAUGUGUUAUCAGCAAUGAUGCUUGUCUUACGAAGGCCCAUGCUCAAGGGACUGUAAAGCUGGAGGGGAGGCGUAGAGGGAGUCUAACUAGAUAAAAUGUUAAUCCCCAGGACCCUUGGCUGUCCUUGCCUUUGUCCUUUGGAACUCCAGAUUCCAGCAGUCGUAGGAGUCACUGACACACAACUCUUGAGACUGGGCUGUUGCAGUGAGAUGGUGGAUGUGAAUGUAGCAUGGAGAAGGAAUGUGCAGGAUUUUAACCUGUUCUUUUAUAACCUUGGAGAAUUAUGACUGUGGUGACUGAACAGACACUGGUUGUUAUUGUAAUUAUCAGGAUAAAUGCCUGAGGUUUUUCAAAAUGCUUAUUUCCUGAUCUGUCGCUUCUUUGCCUUUUAAAAUACUUUGAUUCUUCCAUUGGAUUUCUGUCUGCUAGCUCUACCUCUCCUUUUCACCUAAAGAGAAAAAUGGAUGUGCAGGGAGUUUUUGUUUCUUGUUUUUUGGGGUUUUUUUUUCUUUAUUUUCAGUCAGAGCAACAUGGGACUUGCCUUAUACCUGUUUUUAAGAAUAACUUUUUUUUUUUUUUUUUUUUUUUUUCACCAAAUGACUUGAGCCCUGGGAAGGAGUUGUUCUGAGCUUUGGCACUUGGUUACCUGGGCACCAUAACCUGCACAGCAAGAGAUAUCCAUAGUAUACUGUGGGUUGGCUUAGAUUGUCCCUGCUGCUGUGCAGCUCAUGGUGAGUUUAAAUGUGCAGGAGAAAUGGCAUGGGAGAAGAUGCUAUGCAGUGUGCUUCCCCUCUAUGCUGUUUCUCUGUGUCGGUGGUUAGAGUUUAUUCCAGUCAGAGCCUGAAGAAGCAGCUUUGGUUUCUUUAAUGCUGUGGUGGUUUCACAGCACCUGGGCUGGAAAGACUUUCCUCUCCUGGCUGGGACAGGUAAUUUUUAUCAUAUAUGUGAGCCCCAGGCUUUACUGCAUGAGGUGAAUGACUAAUCAGUUUGGGAUGUGCUAUAGGGGGUCCAUGGAGUCCUUUCAGGCUGGCUGCUCAAAGGAACACACUCCCCAAAACCUCACUGUUUGCAGCCUGGCUUGUAAAAUGUCUUGGGGCUCAACUGUGUUGGCAUUUAUACGUGUAAAAUUAACUGCCUUAUCCUGAAACAGAAACUUGAAACCACACAUGUAUAUAUUUCUUCACCAUUAAAAAAAAAAAAAAAAAUCUGAAGCAGUGAAACACUAGCUGAUAAGCUGUCCUGGGAAAAGGAUAACAAGUGCAUGUCCUGUUCAUUGGGUUUCUUGGCCUGAUGACAGUUGUAACAAGGGGUGAGGAGUGGGUGUGUGGCACUUAUGUCAAAGAAGCUGCUCAAUUUUAAUCACUUUUUUUCGCACGGAAGACACUUUUGGGGAACAACCCAGUCUUUUAAAAGCAAAUUAGAAACUAACUAAUGAAUUAUAGCAAUAACAGAAUGGUGUUUCUACCAAAGUCAUGAAAUUAUGGCAACUGUAGUAUGGCUACUACACUGUAUAUAUAUUCAAACUUAUUAAUGUAUGGAAGCUAAACCUUGAAGUUGUUUAGGUUCCUAUGUUGCACUGUUGCUGUGGUGAUGAGUUGACUGUAGAGCCUGACUGGACCUAUAUGCAGAAUGAUUUGAUGCAUAUUAAGUACUGCAAACACUGAUAUUGUUCAUAGGACCCCUUCAGUUUGGUUCUGAUUGAAUAAUUAUUUUUGUUAAAUAAAAGUAUUUUGAGAUUUC
Messenger RNA from Rhea pennata, 3936 nucleotides. It is a transcript of the gene SLC19A2, whose product is annotated as solute carrier family 19 member 2. Gene Ontology annotation, cellular component: plasma membrane. The transcript has 6 exons. Bases 72 to 1520 code for a protein of 482 amino acids. Lineage: Eukaryota; Metazoa; Chordata; Aves; Rheiformes; Rheidae. Gene Ontology annotation, biological process: transmembrane transport; thiamine transport. The record is from RefSeq and is a predicted model, not a curated record. Gene Ontology annotation, molecular function: thiamine transmembrane transporter activity.